ACGGCGCGAUUUUUGUUUGCUUGUUGUCAAGUGCAAUUAUUGAUUUUUGGAUCACAAACAUUUUAUAAGAUAUUCAUAGUUGUAUUAUCGUAAAUCUUGAGCUGGGGCCACUUAUACUAUAUCGUCAGACUGUCUGGCAGUUAAUAGGCAAAAAUUCGACCUGUAAGCUUCUUAAAACAAAAUGUUGUGUCAAGUUAUUUAGUUGUCACAUUUCGACGUAUUCUACUCUUUUGUACUGUUUAACUGAUAAUGUUUUGUGCUUCUCUAGUUCCUACACAAGUAUAUUUGUAUCCAGUUGUUAUUUAGAAUAAACUUAGCGCAUAUAGUGGCAAGUUUUUAUAAUUGUUACAGUAUUUUAUGCAACUGUAUUAACCACUGAUCAGUAUUUGCACGCUUCCUAUCGCACAGAUGGAGAAAAACAAACACUUUGUAGACACAGAAUACUCCUCCGGUGAUUCUAAAAUGAUCAAAUCCAAACAGAAGUUUGCGGAAGAGAACAACAACGAGGUUGAUGAGUUGACGAAAGAUUUCUCGGAGAUGGGAUGUAUUGUGAAUCCAGAGAAGCAGCCAUCUAACAUUUGUGUGGAGACAUGUGUAUAUGAGUCCUCCGGAGAUGAGGCGAAUGAGAACGAAGCUGAUGGUUAUUCAGAUGAGUUUGAGGAGGAUAAGAGCGAGGAUGAGCUGAAGUUGGAGCCGGUGUCUCCGAAGAGCAGUAGUCAUGGCACCGAGUUGGCGGUGAAGCUGACUAAUAGCCGGUCCUCCAUGUCUAGUAAGCCACCAGCUACAGUGUCCGGUCGAUCUACUAGUACUGGCUCCCAAUUCGUCCCAACAACCCGUCGCGUGAACAUGUCAUUUUCCAACGACCGUCUCCGCGAGAUCGAGCGACACAACCACAUACUGCUGAACAAGAUCCUGACUGCCAGGAACCGGAGCAAGUCCUCCAUACCGCCCGCGGAGCCGCCCAGGAGGCCGCUGCCCCCUGCGGCUGUGCAGAGGAAGAUGUUGCAAAAAAAGAUUGAUCAUGACAAUAUGAUUCUGUUGAAGAAGAUCCAACGCGCCAAAUCAUCAGCUUGCGGCGUGCGCCGUUGAUGUUGGCGCGGGCGAAUGCCGCCCGAACACGUUUCUACAACAAUAUGUCGUUCUCGAUCAAAACUCACCACAUUCUCGCUCGUGCAUAACGCUGUAACUGCAAGUGGUAUCUCUAUUUUGUCGCUCAAGCACGCUCUAAGGCCUGAGUGGUCGCUCGGAGUUCGUUCGGCGGGGCGUCGCCUUUGCGCACGCUAUGCAUCGUCGACUCAGGUCACUUGUUUGAGCUUCAAUUGUUUGGUAUUCACGCCGCACGCGUCUCGCUCCACGCCCAAUAUGAGCGAGCACUCAAGCCUUACAGGUAAUUCGUAUAAAGAUCACAAAUUUAUCUACGGUAAGCGACAGUUUGGGAGCUUUUAUUUGAGAACGUCACAUUUGCUUGUACCAGCGGCUAAAUUGUAUGGGCAGCGUAUAGAAUUUUGCUGCUGUACUUACUUUUAUAUUUAUUAUACUUA
Leguminivora glycinivorella is the source of this 1541-nucleotide messenger RNA. RefSeq lists its product as uncharacterized. Gene Ontology annotation, biological process: spermatogenesis. The transcript has 4 exons. The record is from RefSeq and is a predicted model, not a curated record. NCBI's taxonomy places the organism in Eukaryota, Metazoa, Arthropoda, Insecta, Lepidoptera, Tortricidae. Bases 409 to 1089 code for a protein of 226 amino acids.